This is a messenger RNA of Penicilliopsis zonata CBS 506.65, 2101 nucleotides long. RefSeq lists its product as hypothetical. NCBI's taxonomy places the organism in Eukaryota, Fungi, Ascomycota, Eurotiomycetes, Eurotiales, Aspergillaceae. Gene Ontology annotation, cellular component: plasma membrane. The record is from RefSeq and is a predicted model, not a curated record. The transcript is spliced from 2 exons. Gene Ontology annotation, biological process: plasma membrane lactate transport. Bases 298 to 1806 code for a protein of 502 amino acids. Gene Ontology annotation, molecular function: secondary active monocarboxylate transmembrane transporter activity.
AGAACGAAUUGCAACCCUGGUUGAUCUCUCUUUUUCUUUCUCCCCCAAAGCGGGGUAGAACAAUGACCUCGUGUCCGUCGGGGUUUCUUGCAACGAAUCGAGAUUUUAUGAUUAUUUAAACCGCUGGCUGUGGCUCUAGUUUUCCCUGCUUUUUUUUCGCUUUGUUUCAGCCACUCAAUAUUGUCAUUGUUGCUGGUGGGUGGGCUUGUGUAUUUAUACCCACGUAAGACGGCUAGAAGAAAAGGUCCAUCAUUCGAAAUAAUUUCCUUCCUUGUCAAUAUUACCUACCUCCUUGCCAUGGACGACAGUGAGGCAAGACAGCCCGUCCCUGCGGCCGUCCCUCCGGCCGAAGAGCCGGCGGGAAUGGAGGCAGAGGAGGAGGAGAACAUGGGGGUUGGACGGUAUUUGGCGACGCGGAUUCCAACGCUGAUGCCGCCGAUGAACCCAGCUCCCAACCCGUUCAAGGCGUUGGCGUUGCUGAACAAGGAACAGUGGUUGUUCUUUGGCGUGGCGUUUUGCGGCUGGACGUGGGACGCCUUUGAUUUCUUCACCGUCUCCCUGACCGUGUCGGAGCUUGCAGACACCUUCAACAAGACCACGACCGACAUCACCUGGGGCAUCACCCUGGUGCUCAUGCUGCGGUCCGCGGGCGCCAUCAUCUUCGGGGUUGCCUCGGACCGCUGGGGCCGCAAGUGGCCGUUUAUCGUGAACAAUGUCCUGUUCAUCAUCCUCGAGCUCGGUACGGGCUUCGCGCAGACCUACAAUCAGUUCCUCGCCUGCCGCGCCCUCUUCGGCGUCGCCAUGGGUGGGUUGUACGGGAAUGCCGCCGCCACCGCGCUGGAAGACUGCCCCGAGAUGGCCCGCGGGAUCAUCUCGGGCUUGCUGCAGCAGGGAUACUCCUUUGGCUAUCUGCUGGCGGCGGCCUUUUCGCGUGCCCUGGUCAACACCACUUCGCACGGAUGGCGACCUUUUUACUGGUUUGCCGCCUGUCCCCCUGUUCUCAUCAUCAUCUAUCGCCUGUGUCUGCCGGAAACGCGGUCCUUCCGCCAGCGACAGGAAUACAGAGAGGGCAUCCAUGGCAACAUCGCUUCCUCUUUCCUACGCGAGGGGAAGGUUUCCCUCAAACGUCACUGGAUGCUCUUGAUCUAUCUCGUUCUUCUCAUGGCUGGAUUUAACUUUAUGUCCCAUGGCUCGCAAGAUCUCUACCCCACAAUGCUCGAGAACCAAUUCGACUUCUCCGCCACCGCAGUAACAGUAACCCAGGUGGUGGCCAACCUCGGCGCUCUGACCGGCGGCACGCUCUGCGGCUGGGCCAGUCAGAUCUUCGGUCGUCGGUUCUCCAUCAUCGCCAUCUCCAUCGUCGGCGGCGCCCUGCUAUACCCAUACACCUUUGUGACCAGCAAGAAUGUCAUGGCCGCGGCGUUUUUCGAGCAGUUCUGCGUCCAGGGCGCGUGGGGGGUCAUCCCCAUCCAUCUCAUGGAACUGUCUCCGGGCCCCAUUCGUACCUUUGUCGUCGGUACCUCCUACCAGCUGGGUAAUCUCAUCUCGUCCGCCAGCUCGACCAUCGAGUCCACCAUCGGCUCGCGCUUCCCAUUACCCUCGACCGAGACUGUUUCCGAUCGUUACAAUUAUGGAAAGGUGAUUUGCAUCUUCAUGGGAUGCGUCUAUGCCUAUGUGAUUAUCAUUACGUUCUUCGGACCGGAGAGACUUGGUCGCCAGCUUGAUGUCACCCAUGACGCAGACACCGCUGCUGCUAUCCAUGCCCACGACGACGCUGAGAAGGGAAAAGUUGUUCACAGAGAUUGAGUUAUGUAUGGAAGGGGAUGUUUGCUAUAUCUUAUCAAUGAUUGCUUAGUAUUAAAGACCAAUUGAAGGGAUGAUCAUCUUCGAGGACUUGAUAGACUGCUAGAUAUGUAGUUGUAUAUGCAGACAUCUUGAAGUUCUUGUGAGAUGGUAUGAGGAGGUAGGAGAGUCGAGAGGGAGUUGAGGGGGAAGGAUCUCUUAUAGCACGAGGAAGGAAGGAGUGACUACCACGGGUGAGAAUAUCUAGGUACCCAUCUACCUCAAGUUAGGUCCCUAGUGAAUGUCAGCUUGUAAUCAG